Molecule: messenger RNA, 1170 nt
Organism: Condylura cristata (star-nosed mole)
Lineage: Eukaryota; Metazoa; Chordata; Mammalia; Eulipotyphla; Talpidae
Gene: MDFIC
Product: MyoD family inhibitor domain containing
Exons: 5
Coding region: 404-1144 (246 amino acids)
Source: RefSeq, a predicted model, not a curated record
AGCAACAGAGGAAGAAGUGUUUCUGGAGUGUAGGAGUAGUGGCAGGAGAAGAGAGGAAGAGGAGUUACAGCCCCCUUGGAGGGAGCUGGCUGGAAAGAGGGGGCGGAGAGCUCAGUCAGCGGAGCUGCUCUAGCCACUGCUGCGGGGAGUCUGGGCAGAAGCAGAGGGAGGCGGGGAGGGACUCACGGGGCGGCCGACACAGUCAGGGCACCAGGCGGGCGAGAUGCCGCCGCUGCUAGUGCCUUACUAACUUUCCCGGGGCGGAAGAGGAGGAGGAAGAGGUUUGAGCGUGGUGGGGGCAUGCGGAGAAGCCGUCAGUUCCCAGAGCCCAACACCUAACUGCCCUUAGCACGUUCGCCCCACGGGGCAGCGAGCGAGGCGGCGGCGCGGCUAGGAGCGGCCCAUGUCCAGCGCGGGAGAAGCACUAGCUGCUGGGCCGGCGGGGCCGCACUGCGCGGCCGAGGAGGGUGGCGGCUGGCCGCGCGCCCCGGCCCAGGAGAAAUGUGCUAAAGAAGAUGCUGAGGAGAAGCUAACUCCUGCUGCCAGUAACAGCUUUACAUGUGGAGAGAUGCAAGACCAGCCCAUUUGGGGACAUUCUUCAGACGAUGAACUUAUCAGAACCCAACCUCAGCGCUUGCCUCAACUUCAGACUUCAGCACAGGAAGCUAGUGAGGAGGAAAUAGGCAAGAUCAAGAACAGCCACCCAAGUUUGAGCAAUGGAAAUGGAAUUCACCACGGGACCAAACAUGUAUCUGCAGAUAACCGAAAAUUUUCAGCACCUGUUUCUCAAAAAAUGCAUCGAAAAAUUCAAUCCAGCUUGUCUGUAAACAGCAAUAUCAGUAAGAAGAGUAAAGUAAAUGCUGUCUUUUCCCAAAAGACAGGUUCUUCACCUGAAGAUUGCUGUGUCCACUGUAUCCUGGCCUGCUUGUUCUGUGAAUUCCUGACCCUCUGCAAUAUUGUCCUGGGACAAGCUUCAUGUGGCAUCUGCACCUCGGAAGCCUGCUGCUGUUGCUGUGGAGAUGACAUGGGGGAUGACUGUAACUGCCCUUGUGACAUGGACUGUGGCAUCAUGGAUGCCUGUUGUGAAUCAUCAGACUGUUUGGAAAUCUGUAUGGAAUGCUGUGGAAUUUGUUUUCCUUCAUAAAUAUUUAUCUUCUGUUUGUGUUAAAA